Molecule: messenger RNA, 312 nt
Organism: Entamoeba invadens IP1
Lineage: Eukaryota; Evosea; Mastigamoebida; Endamoebidae
Exons: 1
Coding region: 1-312 (103 amino acids)
Source: RefSeq, a predicted model, not a curated record
AUGAAGCACGCGAGUGGCAGCACCUGUUACCUUUCUGACUUUAAAACGAGUGUGAAACCUGCGUUUUACGUUCCAUGCGCAAUACACCCACUUCUUUAUGAAGAUUCAUCAAAUACAAGUCGAUGUGGCUCAGUUUUGAGCAGUCCCUUGGACUUUGGCUUUGUUGUCCCGCCUCGCGGCACAAAUCCGAUUCUGAGCGAUCCAAAUUUCAACCCUCCAAUGUUUUUAAACUCCAGCAAGGAGCAGGUUUGCUGUUCAUCGGCACCACAUUCCCCAUUUCUCAUCUUCGAUGACGAAGUAGAUGUAUAUUGA